AUGGCCAUGAAAUCCCUCGCAUCAAUCUAUGGGCAAGACGGUCAAUUGAAAAAUGCCGAGAAGAUGUGGAAGAAAGUCCUUGCAAGAGCCAAGAAAGCUUUCGGGCCCGAUGACGAGCGUACUCUGGAGGCUAUGAACGAGCUAGCCUCGGUUUAUUACAAACAAGAACGGUGGAGAAAGGCUGAAAAGUCCCUGGCACUGGUAAUCAAUGCCUUCAUGAAGCUUUUCGGGGGAAAGGACAAGCGAACUACCAAGCGAAUAAUUGACUUAACAUACACUCUCAUCAUGCAAGGGAAAUUGAAAGCUGCCGAGAAACCAGCCACCGAAGCGGUAGAGUUGCUUAGAGAUAUGCUUGGACAAGAAGAUCCUCAAACCCUAGCCGGUAUUGAGAUUCUGGCAGUUGUCUAUGAAAGGCAGAAGUCAUGGAACCGCGCCGAGACGCUACGCACCCAAAUUUUGGCGACUCGAAAAAGUGUGCUUGGAAAGGAGCAUCAUGAUACGUUGCGAAGCAUCGCAUCCCUUGCGACCGUAUAUAUGAACCUUCAACAAUGGAACCACGCGGAAGUUCUCUGGGCUCAAAUCCUGGCAACUCGGAAGCAUUCGCUCGAGCUAGGGGACAUGCAAAGCCUUUUAAGUCAGGCCAGCCGUGGGUUGGGCUUAUGUCUCCAAGAGCAGCUGGGAUCUCUGAAAGACAGAACCAGUGACAUAAUUGUGCAAAUGCGAGAUCAGACUCUUAUCGAAUGGGGGAACUAUACCUUGGCUCAUUUGAGUCCAGCGAGAUACAAAGAAGCAGAGAAGAAAUGGGUAGAGAUCAGCGCAGAUAGCUUCUGGUUCGUUGGGUUUGAACACCGAAACACUUUGACAAGCAUAAGCAUUCUCGCACUAAUAUACCAACAUCAGGCAAAACUCCGAGAAGCUUUGUCACUCGGGAUCAUGGUGUGGGUAUUCCGUGGGAAAGUGCUUGGCCCAGAGCAUACCGACACUCUGAGCAGUAUGGACCAUCUUGCCAAUACUUUGAAGCUGUCAAAGUAUGACCAGAUGGCCUCACAUUUGAUGACUGAGUGUAUUCGACUUCUUGGCCGAGUUUUGGGCUCUGAUCACGCCGACACGAAAUCUUCAAUGGCUUCUUUGAGGGAUUGGCGUGACUCGGAUAAUCAUGCGCCUUGCAAUGACAUUAAAGAGCAGCUCAAGAUAAUGUUGCAAGAUUGCCGCACGGCUGAUGCAUUCCCCAAGAUAUUCGAGGAAAUGUUGAAGGGUUAUAAGCGGAAGUAG
This is a messenger RNA of Penicillium cataractarum, 1272 nucleotides long. Its product is annotated as tetratricopeptide repeat protein. Lineage: Eukaryota; Fungi; Ascomycota; Eurotiomycetes; Eurotiales; Aspergillaceae. Gene Ontology annotation, molecular function: protein binding. The record is from RefSeq and is a predicted model, not a curated record. The transcript has a single exon. The coding region runs from base 1 to 1272 and encodes 423 amino acids.